Messenger RNA from Centruroides sculpturatus (bark scorpion), 549 nucleotides. RefSeq lists its product as uncharacterized. The record is from RefSeq and is a predicted model, not a curated record. NCBI's taxonomy places the organism in Eukaryota, Metazoa, Arthropoda, Arachnida, Scorpiones, Buthidae. The transcript has a single exon. The coding region runs from base 11 to 451 and encodes 146 amino acids.
GGCACGUCGCAUGGUCACUUUAAGUGCACCAGUGAAACAGAAGACAUUUGCUGAUGUUCUGAAAUCCACAAAGACAUGUGGAGUUCAGACAGACAUUUUUGUUUCGCCAAAUAAAUCUCUGACUCGCCAUGAAAAAUGCCUGCUGACACCACCUACCAAAGCAACAGAAAAAGAGAAUAACAAAGCAAAACUGCUCAUACCUAAAACAGGGAUAAGAACUAGGAAUGUGGGUUCCAAAAAAGCCAGUAAAAACCCACUUAAUAAACAAAGAAUAAAAGCAGCCCUGUCUAAAUCUAAAAAAUCAGAGACUCAGUCUAUGAGCGAGUUCUCUGACCUCUCUGAUGAAGAGAAUAAUAAGGGGGUGACACCACCAACUUCACCUCCAAAAGGCAAAUCAGCCGUAAAACUAAAGAGGGAUACCUUCACAAAGAACGCUGCCUCAAACACAUAAUGGAUUAUAAAAUAAUCCAAUGGAACUGUCGUGGUUUCCGCAAUAACUUCUCUGACAUUAAACAUUUAACAUCAUCUACCUCAUCUCUCUGCGUGGCA